AUGUUCCCCCCUCCCUCCUCCCCUCCCUCGUCUGCUCUCCUCCCCUUCACCACGUCCACUCCUGAUCUUUCCCCCUCCUCUCUCAUCCCAUCCCUCGCCGCCCUCAUCCCCCUCCUCCCUCGUCGCCCCCCCUCAUCCACUACCUCCCACUCCCUUACCCACCUUCUUCCUCGUUUACUCCCUUCUCCCUCAUUUACUCCCCUUCCCUCAUUUACUCCCCUUCCCUCAUCCCCCCCCCCCUCGUCUCCCUGA
Molecule: messenger RNA, 252 nt
Organism: Schizophyllum commune H4-8
Lineage: Eukaryota; Fungi; Basidiomycota; Agaricomycetes; Agaricales; Schizophyllaceae
Exons: 1
Coding region: 1-252 (83 amino acids)
Source: RefSeq, a predicted model, not a curated record